CAGGAACUCUUUACAGACUCCUCCAUCUUCAUCAGUUUCGAAUCCAGUAAGAACUAUGGUCUCAAGCGAGGAGGCGGAUGAGAGGGAAUUCAGGUUUAUGAUCAACCAACCCGAACUUUCUCGUGUACGGGAGAUUUUCUCCUCUGCUAUUGCAGAAGUGGAAAAGUGUAAAGCCGCAGUGAACGAGAUUAAAGCUUUGCAAGUUAUUUAUGACCAGCCUCCCUGGUCUAGGCAUCUCAACAUUCUUAUCAGGGUGCGACGGAUUGAGUUGAACUUUCAGCAUGGAGAUAGGGGUAAGACCGCUGCAGCUGCCUUUAAGAAUGCCCUUGUCAAUCUGCCCAAGGAACUCUGCGAUCAGAGGUUCCCCAUCGAAGUGAAGCAACUCCUUAAGGUGCAKGAGUUGGAAACAUCCAGAUUGGGUAUCRACAGGAUCAAUCAGGAAUGGGACGCGCACGAGGUCAAGGCAGCUUCCUCCAGAGGGAGGGGGACCGAGUUCCAAGCAACCAGACAUUUCACGCAGACGAACUACUGCAAGGAUGUCAGCGACGAGGCUUUGUACGAGAUCGCGCGACGUUGUCAGCAGAAGUUCGAGAGCGAUCAGAUGGAGAGGGUUGCGAGGUACGCGGCGGAGCGGGGACUCGAUGUGCCAGGCUCAGGUGGUGUGAGGGGAGGAGAGGCGGGACGACGCCGCGUGGAGGGAGCGUCAGGAGGGGUUGGGGGAGAUGGUGGAGGUGGAUACACGACGAAGGAGGCGAUCGACGUUGAUCGCGAGGCGCGUGUCCCGGGCGAGGAGGUAGUCUCGAGACACGAGGACGUGCCUGAGUUUCGUCCAGGCAGAGAGGAGAGGAUGGAGGACUAUUUGAGGCGGGCUUCCAAGGGACCUGUAGGGGAAGGUUCUUCGAAGAAAAAGGAAGGUGGAGCAGAUCCGGCCGCCGCCCCAGCUGGGAAGAGGCUUUGCCAGCAGAAGGUGACUGACGUCUGCGGUGGCGAGUGGGUUGCUCGCCACAAGAAGGCGUUCCUUCGCUGGCUCUAUUCCAGCGGGGUCCCCUUCAAUGCCUUCCGCAACCAGGCGUGGAAGGCAUACCAGCAAAUGCUUCUUGAGCAGCCUGGGAGUUCCCCGCUCGCUGUGCUCCCCAGCCACAGCGAGAUUGCGAGUAUGCGGGCGGUAGAGACCCACCGCGAGGAGCUGGCGGAGGAAUUGAAGGAGGUGAGGCAGCCAUCUUGGAUCACUGGUGCCACCCUCCUCUCCGACGGGAGGAAAUCACGAGACGGGAGACCGAUUGUGAAUUUCCUUGCCCCCGGCUCGCGAGGGGUCGUCGUGUACACGACGAUCAAUCGCGAGGGCGAGCCGGACGAUGCAGUGCACGUUGUUCGGAGAUGGGUGACCAUCUUCCACGAGUUUAGUUUCGACGGCCCGCAGCGGGUCAAUGCCAUAUGCACAGACUCCGCUUCGGCGUACGCGGGGGCUGCGAGGGCAUUGGCCUCGUUGACCAUGCCUCCUGCACUCAGGAGGAUCACAUGGCUUCUGUGUUCCGUCCAUGUCUGCAACAAAUUGUUGUCAGACAUGGGGACUAGUUGCGACAGGUUUGUCGAUGCUAUUACACGCGCUCAUGUGUUGGUGGUGUUUUUCAAAACCCACCAGGCCGCCCUGCAUUUCUUUAGGAAGCACAGCCCCAACAAGGGGCUUGUGCCUUCUUGUGAGACGCGGUUUGCGUCAGUUUACUGUAUGUUGGAGAGAUUGUUGGGCCUGCAGGACACAUUGCAGGCGAUGAUGCGAGGGGAUCAAGGGCGGGAGUUUGCUUCUAUCUCGCGGUCUACCGAUGUUGUGGACAUGGCGCGUUGGGUGCGCCGACAGAUCAGAUGGGAGCCUUGGUGGCAGACGAUGGCCACCAUACUCCACAUCAUGCAGCCCGUCAUGGAGCUGCUCAGGCGGAUGAAUCGUGGGGGACAGUACAUGUCCCUCAUGAUUGAGUGGACACAGGAUCUUGUCGUGCGUGUGACUGAUGCAUGCGCUCCUUUGGGGAGGGUCUUCGCAGACCGCAUCGUCAGGCGUGUACAGGUUCGCACACAGCACAUGCUGGAGCCUGCUCACUGCGCGGGGUUCUUACUGAACCCCCGCAGGCGACAUGUACAGUACUUUUCUGGCGAGCAGUGGGACGAGGGCAUGCUAGACUGCCAGGCCGGACUGGAGUUGGAGCCAGUGUGCACGGGCACGCGCAGAGGGAUGACGCCAGAGGAUAUUGCCCGUCUGGUUGCGCUUAUCACGUGGGAUCCCAUCGGGACCAGCGCACCGCCCGCCUCUGAGGCCGUAUUCGCGAAACGUGCUUCCAUUUUUCGUCCUUACCCCAGGGACAAUGAUUUCGACGAGGAGCCGAUACCCGAGGCAGCAGACCACCCCGCGCUCCGCAUUGCCCGUGAGAUCGACGAGACGCACGAGGAUCCCGAGGAGGAGGAGACCAGGGCGCAUACUGCACGACGGGAGGCAGACCGGGCGGAGAAGGAGAUGAUGGGGGGAGAGGAGGAGUUGUGGGGACUGUUCGGGGAGGUCGCUUCCACGGGCGGCACCGGAGCGCGGGCGACAAGUCCCGCUCGGACGAGGCGGGAGUCGUCCAUGCCGCCCCCUUCUGCUCGGAGUCCAUUACCGCCAUCGCCCGUUGCGCCAUUGUCGCCACAUCAGCCGACCACAGCAGCAGAGGCCACGAAGGAGUUGGCGUCCUCUUUGCCUCCGCACGGAUUACUCCAUAGAGGCGGGGCAGUCCGACAGUUGAGGUUACGAUCACCUUCUCCGGGGGUCUUGGAGGAGGAGGGGGGACCGUCGGCAGCAACAGUGGAGGGGGAGAUGGAAGUGGAGGGGGGAUUGGCGAACACGACGAUUGCAGACGUGGUGGACGAGGCAGCCGUUGCAGCAGCGGCUUCAUUGGUAGAGGAGAUGGAAACUUCAGUGAUGGCGAAGGACGCACCACCGCCAGGGGGAGCGGGAGGACCAGCGGGAGGAGCAGCUGGAGUGGCUGGAGGAGCAGGUGCAGUGGAGGGGGGAGUGGCAGGAGAAGUGGAGGAGGAGAUAGGGACACAGGCGGAGGGCGAUGACGAGUGCCUCAUGCAGCAGUUCCUGACGGAGCAGUUCGAUCCGGUCAUGGGGGGCAUGACCCAAGGUGUGGCGAGGGGGUUGGGGAUCUCCGAUUCACAGAUGGGGAACCACCUAGACUUGGAUUUGUCGAUGGGCCUUCCACGUAGUUGCGGCGGGGCGACAUCGACGGAUCGCGCUCCAUCAAGGGACGUCACGGCUGGAGAGAGUCUCGUGCAGCCCCAGAGAGAGACGACGACGGAGUCUCCAGAUGCGGCACGCGACAUCAUGGAGCGAGAGAGGGCUCGUCUUAUGGCAUCGACUAACCCGCGUGCUCAGGCGUUCGCACGGGCGUUGGAGGAGGCGAGGCGUCGAGAGACAGAGGGGGGUUGUGUGGAGGGUGGGGUCACUGGGGUGGUUGUGAGAGAGGAUAAUGUGGAGAAGCAGGUGGAUGAGCAGCGGGAGGAGCAGGUGGAGGAGCAGCGGGAGAAGCAGGUGGCAACAUCAGCAGGGGGGCGGGGUGUGCGGGGUGGGGUGGUGGCGGGGGAGGACGUUGUGGAGAGAGUGGUAGCACCGCCGGAUGUUGAGGCUGUGCAGGGACGACGGCGAGACGAGGGUGCGGGGGAGGCACGAUGUAUGGUCCAGGAUACAGCCAUGAGUCCAGUCGUUCCAUUCUCCGGUCUGCACAUGGUGGAGGGCCGACAUUCGCAGCCGGUGCCGGUGGCAGUCCAUGGUGUGUCGCCGCCCGUUAUCAUUGAUUUGGGGUCUGAGCCGGUGGUUGCGUCACCGCAUCUUCCUAGUCACUUCGCUCCGCAGGAGGUCCGUCGUCCUUUGGAUACAGACGAGCUGGCGAGAGACGCUGUCCGCGAUGUGACUCGCUUGGACCGGCGGAUAUUUUACCAGAGGCUCGAGCAUCCACCAUGGCAGACGAUCCCUCCAGUUCCAUGGGGUCCUGCAUUGCCGGCGUGGUCUGGGUCUACCUCCACCGGUGCACGUAUGGCGGGAGAUGUUCCAGGGGUUUCAGGCGGGGUCGUGGAGACGGCGCGACGUACACGAGACAUGCCACCCCCUCCUCCUAGACCACCUGUAGGUGAUCCGUUAUCGUCGCCCACAGGCAGAGGCUUUCGAUCUCCACACACGCUUGGGAGGUUUAGGAUUCGGGACACUACAGCGGUUGUGGGGGAUGAGGAUCACAUGGGGUUGUUUGGGAGGACAAACAUAGAUUUGGAUUCCACCCGCCGUGUCACGGAGCACACCGCACGUCUACAACCGGGUUUUGGACCCUGCGGUGGCAGGACGACCGCAGCAAGGGAGGUGGCAGCAUCAGGUUGUGAGCCUCAGCGAGGUCGUGGCAGAGGAUUGUCCGCCGAGAGCUUGGAGCACGCUCUGAAAGCAGCGACGCGUGCCGUACAUGACCAGGCUCCGCGCAAGCGCGGUGUGCCUCCUCGUCCACGCCCCGUGCCCGCACAGACUGUUGCAGAGGCGAGUGCGAGGGUUGUUGUGUUGCGGAAGGGAGGAGGCCCUGUCACCGUCGAGGAGAAUGAUCCUGACACAGAUGUCCCAGUGCGGGAGGAGGAGGAGGACUAUGAGGGCGAGGACCAGGGAGAGGAGGACAGCGAGGGCGGUUCCGAUGGGCAAGAUUCGGCCAAGUAUAAAUACAAAUACAAGAGUCCAGCCAAAAGGUCCCGCCAGAGGAGGAGUGACAGUGAAUCGUCUGAUGACAAGAAGGAAUGGAGCCGGAAGGGGAAAUCUCCAUAGCAAUCCAGGCAUUGAAUGUUUUUCCCUCUCCAUAUCAGCUCUCUGCAGCUAUUGCAUCCUUGGAG
This is a messenger RNA of Chara braunii, 4887 nucleotides long. The record is from the annotation of a GenBank genome assembly. Lineage: Eukaryota; Viridiplantae; Streptophyta; Charophyceae; Charales; Characeae.